AUGGCUGCAGAAUUCUUCGAAAGGGCUGCAUUCUCAGAGAAAGCCUCUGUGCCAUCGAAAGUGCUCAAGCUCAAGCCAACGCCAAUUUGUUUGUUGCCAAAUUUUUCGGUUGUGCCGGCCUUAUGUCCUUCCUCUCCUCCGUCCCUGAGCACCAACGACCUGUCUAUACUGUUCGAAGCCUCUGGCCGGACGGUGAAUCCAGUGAACAGAGCAGUCGGACUGUUGUGGACAGGAAACCGGCACAUUUUUGAAUCAGCUGUAGAGACGGUGCUCCGAGACGGAAGCAUAAAUCCCAUGCCUGAGCUAUUUUCAUUUGGAUCUACUCAAGUGAGAUAUCCGCUACAGGUGGAUGCUCCUGUAUAUGCAGUAGGGACUGAUGUAAAACCAGCAGAAAUAGCUAGACAAGGUCUUCAAGAGGAUAAAAAAAAGAAUGUAGAUGUGGUUAUAAUGGAUACAAAAGCAAGGCUUCAGAUAGGCAAAAAUAUGAUGGAUGAAUUGAAAGAUGUGAAGAGAACAUUGAAUCCCAUAGAAGUUUUGCUUCUUGUGGAUGCGAUGACAGGGCAAGAAGUUGCAGAUGGGGAUUCAAGAGGUGGAGCAGCUCUGAGUGUUAAAGAGGUGUCAAGAAAGCCAAUUAAGCUUGUGGGAUGUGGAGAGAGGAUGGAGGAUCUUGAACCCUUUUAUCCAGAUCGAAUAGCAGGAAGGAUCUUGGGCAUGGGAGAUGUUCUCUCAUUUGUGGAGAAAGCACAAGAAGUUAUGAAACAAGAAGUUGCUGAAGAUUUGCAGAAGAAGAUCAUGAGUGCAAAAUUUGACUUCAAUGACUUCUUGAAGCAAACUCGAGUUGUUGCAAGGAUGGGUUCCAUGUCUCGUGUUCUUGGAAUGAUUCCUGGAAUGGGAAAGGUUACUCCUACCCAAAUUCAAGAAGCAAAAAAAAGCUUACAAAUAAUGGAUGCCAUGAUUGAAGUGAUGAGCCCAGGUUUUGUUUCUUUUCCAAUCUAA
This is a messenger RNA of Lactuca saligna, 996 nucleotides long. Lineage: Eukaryota; Viridiplantae; Streptophyta; Magnoliopsida; Asterales; Asteraceae. The record is from the annotation of a GenBank genome assembly.